AUUAAUAUUGCAUGCGCGACGCAUCUAUUUCAACGAUAUAUUGGGGGGAUCAGGCAUGUACGUGCUUAUGGUCCGUCCAUGUUGCCUACGCUCGCGGUGCAAGGGGAGCUACUUGUUGAAAACAGUCUUGGUUACCGCCUGAAUCCGAAAAGCAUCGCUCGUGGAGAUCUCGUGACUUAUACCUCGCCCAUCGAUCCAGGACGUAUAGUGUGUAAACGCGUCGUCGGUCUUCCUGGGGAUAUCGUAUGCGUUGACCCCACCGGAGAGAAAGCGCCCUCGACGGAGCAUGUUGUGGUACCGAAGGGGCAUUACUGGCUGUCGGGAGAUAACGCUGCUGCAUCCAGAGAUUCGAGGGAUUACGGUCCUGUGUCUAGUGCGCUGAUACGUGGGAAGCUGGUAGCCAGGGUACGUUUGUAUAUCACAUUGCUUGGUGCGCUCUAUCACCAACCUCUUUCAAGGUAUGGCCAUUGCGAUCAUGGACUAUAUUCCGUAAUCCCUUCGCCAUCAUCGACUAAAGCUCGCGUGGAAUGCACCUCUGUCCUCAUAUCAGUUCCCCAGAACGCUAUGACGGCUGGCUCAAUCGACAUGGUAUCAUAUCUGAGCGGGUCCCAGUUGGUUUCUCACGGACAAGUGUUCAUAAUCAUCAGAUCUCAGAGUGUGGUAAGUACUAGGCCAGACCAGCGAUACUUCAAUGCGUUAUGA
This is a messenger RNA of Gloeophyllum trabeum ATCC 11539, 702 nucleotides long. RefSeq names its product LexA/Signal peptidase. The transcript has 2 exons. The annotation marks the transcript as partial. Gene Ontology annotation, molecular function: serine-type endopeptidase activity. The record is from RefSeq and is a predicted model, not a curated record. Gene Ontology annotation, cellular component: membrane; mitochondrial inner membrane peptidase complex. NCBI's taxonomy places the organism in Eukaryota, Fungi, Basidiomycota, Agaricomycetes, Gloeophyllales, Gloeophyllaceae.